Molecule: messenger RNA, 2325 nt
Organism: Anneissia japonica
Lineage: Eukaryota; Metazoa; Echinodermata; Crinoidea; Comatulida; Comatulidae
Product: fibroblast growth factor receptor 2-like
Exons: 17
Coding region: 250-2016 (588 amino acids)
Biological process (GO): cell surface receptor protein tyrosine kinase signaling pathway; protein phosphorylation; multicellular organism development
Cellular component (GO): signaling receptor complex
Molecular function (GO): transmembrane receptor protein tyrosine kinase activity; ATP binding
Source: RefSeq, a predicted model, not a curated record
GGUUUUAAGAAUGAGUGCAGCUCACCACGGUUUUGGCCCUAUUUCAAAGCAAGUUGCAGUCACGAAUCUAUUAUUAUUAUAAGUAUAAUACAGAUUGUGUGUCAAGGCAUUAUGUUAUACAAUUCAAGCACAAUAUUCAAAUUGUCCCCUAUUGUACGAUAUUGUUAAAAGCCAUGCCACUGUAUAAGUAUAUAUACCAAUUAUUACUUCCUUGUCAGAUGACAGACAUAACUACAAUCAUAUUAGUUGAUGAGUUUUUACAUUAAAACCGCUGUUGAAAUAAAACAACGUGAAAUGAAUGUGCAUAUUAUUUCGUGUUUCCUUAUCGUUUUAAGUACACGUUCAAUCCAUGCAAGUAAAGAAUGUCCGAAUAUAUUUGAGCCCGAAAACGGUAGGUUGGAGAUAACCAGCCAAGGCAAUUUGCAUUUGUCCUCUGCUUCGUUCAUGUGUGACCCAGGCUACCAGAUACACGGAUCUAUUAAACUAUGCUGCUCGGAUGGGGUAUGGGUUAACAGUACAACGGUGGCUACUAAUUGUGUUCCCGAAGUCAAUGGAGCCAUCAGCUGCGAUUCUCCUUUAACCAACAAAAAUGAUGUUCGUUACCAUUACCUUACAAUUCAAGGGACUUUUGCCAAUGGAGGAAUACUUAAUUUGAAGUGUUUAUCAGUGGACGGAUAUGACAACGAUCUAGAAACUCAAACUCUAAGUUGUAUGGAUGGCGUAUGGGAUCAAACACCGAUUGAGUGCCUUGGUCCUCCGAUCCCAACCGACACUCCUAUGAUUAAUUUAUCAACUAAAUCGGACUCAAAUAUAUUGUGGUAUGUGAUUGCCGGUGUAGGUGCAUUGGUACUUUGUAUACUCGGCUGUGUGGGAGUGUAUAUAAUGCGUCGACCACCGAAGAGUCCACACGUAUACAGCACACCAGCUACACCACCCGGUGAUCGGUCGUAUACAAACCCUGGAUUGCCAGAAGAAUACGAGAUGAUCUCUGACGAGAAUACUUUAUCACGGACCAAAAGUAAUAAAAUUCGCUAUGAAGUACCAGAACCUGCAAGUUACGCUACUCAGUUACCACACGAAUACAACUAUGUGACGCCAAUAACUCCAACCAUAUCACCAAGUGAUGUAGACAUGGGCGAGGAAAUCGGUAAAGAUCGUGGAGUUAGUUUAUGCAAAGGAACAGUUCUGUUGCCUGGGAGUACUAGGGUGCAAGACGUUGUAGUCAAAGUCAGUCGCGAUGAUUUUACACGAAGCCAAAUGGCAUGUCUGAGGCGAGAAAUCGAUGGGCUUCAGAACCUCACUCUACACCAGAACGUCAUAAACACCUUAGCUGUCAUCUCUAACGUGCAAACUGAUUGCAUUGGAAUUGUUUCGGAGUAUGCAACAAAAGGUUCUUUGAGAGACAUAUUACACAAGCGGAAAACAGUUGUGAGUGACUAUAGUAAGUCAAUAUAUCAAGUGCUGACCUAUGUCAAAGAUAUCGCAAAAGGAUUGCGUUUCCUGCAUACACAGAAGUUUCUGCAGCCUCAUCUGAAAGCUAGUAAAGUCCUUAUUUUCAGCAAUGGCGUUUGUAAGAUCAGCAACUUUGGACUAAAAAAACUGGGAACUAGUGACAACGUUUAUGACCUAGACCAGCUUGGCGAGAUGGUUCGACCAAGCUGGUUUGCUCCAGAAGUUGUUAAGGACAAGGUUGUAUCUAUUCAAUCUGAUAUAUGGGCGUUCGGAGCGACACUUUACGAAAUAUUUUCAUUUGGCAAAGAUCCGUUUGAAGGUCUGUCAGACAAAGACGUUGUCAAAACUCUAAACAUCGACAAAGACAGCAGCCAGGCCGAAAAAGAGGUUUUCAAGACCCAACCAGAACUUUGCAAGUAUCCGUCAACUCAAGACAUGUUUGUGUUGAUCGGUCAGUGUUGUCAUUGGAAACCAUCAGAAAGACCCGGAUUUAAAGUAAUCCUACAAAGGAUUGAGACCGCUUUGGUAACGGCCAGCAAACAAGAUUAUAUCAACUUCAAGUAAAAUACAGUUAGGCCUAAAUAAAGUCAAUUAAUACAUUAUCAAAUUAACUAUAUAUUGUAUUUUUAAUUACACAGUGACGUUUUAUUCAAUAAACGAUUUCAAUAAUAAUUACAUAGUUAAAUAACAUAUAGUGAUUAUAAUAUAAAAGUAUUAUGCUUAUUUAUCAUUUGUUAUUAGCCUAGAUGGUAAUAUUUUUCAUAUAAUGAAUUAUUCUCUUGAUUAUAUAAGUAAAAUAGAAAAAGAAAAAAUAUUCUAUAAAUUCUUUGAGCUAAAACCCAGAGUCUAAAUGUAAUAAAGGUUUCCAAUUUA